This is a messenger RNA of Orbicella faveolata, 2443 nucleotides long. RefSeq lists its product as uncharacterized. The record is from RefSeq and is a predicted model, not a curated record. Gene Ontology annotation, molecular function: calcium ion binding. NCBI's taxonomy places the organism in Eukaryota, Metazoa, Cnidaria, Anthozoa, Scleractinia, Merulinidae.
UUUCAGAUUGAUUUUGGCGAGAAAAAAUUGGUUAAACAAAUCCGCAUCGCUGCUGAGGCAAGUCCUGCUGUCAAUCAAACUGCUAGGCGUGUCACUAAGUAUCUGAUUCAAGUUAGUGCUGACGGUGCUACAUACGAAGAUUUUGAGCCGAUUUCAAAGGACGACAUUCAUCUGCAAAUAAGAACACAAUACAUGCGUAUUGUACCACUGGAUUUUGUUGAAUUUCCCUGCAUGAGGAUUGAAAUAUAUGGUUGCAAAUCAAAGAAUCCCGAGCUGUGCAGCGAUAGCAACGGUGGAUGUUCUCAGACGUGCAUUCAAAAAUCUAAGUAUUGCUUGUUUGGCAAAUGUUACUUCAAUUGCCACAUCGAUUUCUUGUGUACCAAAUGGGUCGAGUGCCAAUGUGAUCCUGGAUACAAACUCAUGGCUAACGGGAAAGACUGUGCAGACAUAAAUGAGUGCGACACUAACAACGGAAACUGCGACCAAAUUUGCGAAAAUUCCCCAGGAAGUUAUCAGUGCAAGUGCCACAGUGGAUUUGCUCUUCAGAGCGACAAGCAUAAAUGUUUUGAUAUAAAUGAAUGCGAUAACAACCAUGGAGGUUGCAAUCAGGUUUGUAAAAACAGUUAUGGAAGCUAUCACUGCGAAUGCUACAUUGGGUACCAGCUUUCACAGGACAAUCAUACCUGCGUUGACAUUGAUGAAUGUGUAGAAAACAAUGGCGGUUGUAGUGAUGGCUGUCAAAACCUUGAAGGCAAAUACAUCUGUACAUGUCCUAAAGGAUUUGAAGUGGACAGCUCGAAAAAGAACUGUAUAGAUACCAAUGAGUGUCUUUUGGCAAAUGGUGGAUGUGAGACGAACUGUCACAAUACCAAUGGAAGCUUUUACUGUUCGUGUGCAACUGGUUUUGAGCUUUACGAUGAACUCAAGUGCAGAGGUAAGAUGCAGGGUCCGCUAAGAAUCGAAACGAAUGGAGCUUGCCUACACCGAAAAAUAUUUGACUUUUAUAAACCUGCUCCUAAUAGCCAAAUAAAUCCAUGCAGGUAUUUUAAUUGCACUUUGUUACAUUACCAUCUUAACGUCAACUACAAAAUUUAUAGCUAUUUUUGCCAUGUUUUAUUUUCUACAGUUAUUUCUUGCCCUCCAUUGGUGGAAUCACAAGGAACAACCCUAACCCCACAGGCAUGUCUCGUUGUUGACGGUAGGAAGGUGAACGAUACGUGCACAUUUAGCUGCCAAACUGGUUACGAGCUUCCAGACCCCCAAAACAAUAAACUAACCUGCUUGGAUACUGGCUCUUGGGAUGCUGCAAUAAUAAGCUGUCAACGCAUCAGCUGCCCAGCUUUGCCUCCAAUAUCAAACGGAGACCUAACUCCGGUCUACUGCUCCGUAUCCGGAAACUUUUUUGACCAGGCUUGUAUCUACAGCUGCCAUAGUGGUUACACACUGAAUGGCCAGUCCAGUAGAAAGUGCCAAGCAAAUGGACAAUGGGACGUCCAAGCCAUACCAACUUGUGACAGAGAAUACCCCGCGCCCUGGAUCACUUGUCCUUCCGAUAUUACCGUUACGCUUGCGCAAAACAAGUCAGAAUACGACGUCACUGGCUUACUCGAAGACCCGAAGUCCAAUGUACAGAACAUUCAAGUCUAUCCAGCAAAGUACCGCGGCCAGGUCAUUUUCCCAUACGGUGUCACGAUGCUCACAUAUGUUGCUACCAACGAAGUAGGGGUAACGGCAAACUGCACUACGGAUAUCAACGUUCGAGGUAAGUUUGUAGCUCGUACUUAAACCGAGAUCGGAUGAAAAUCUUAAACAUAGUUCAUAAACUUUGAUUUGAGCGUUUUAAACUUGAAAAAGGAGGUAAGUUUGAAAUUUAGAAAUACCUACAAAACUACUAUAUUGUAAGACGUUUUUCCCAAAAAAAUCCGGGUAACUUACAAUUCUGUACGAACCUAUAGCCUCGAGUUUCUCGUUUCUACCCAAUCACAAUGCUGACUUCCCUCCAAAAUUAUUCCUUACGAUGAGAUGUUCACAAGGGAUGCACAUUGAAAUGGGGGAGAAGACAAGCUAAACAUAUGCUUUACACAUGAUAAAAUUUUAUUUGCAAAACUUCAAUAUCACGUUACGUACAAUAGCAUCCCAACUACAAUUUGUUGAGGAUUAUAGUACAACCUGCCAACAGGGACGAAGCCAUUAUGAGGCAGACCGAGGCACUUGUCUCAGUCGUUUUCUUUCUUUUUAACUUUUGUUGCUGUUGGUGUUUUUCACUGAUACAUGUAUUUUUAGGAAGAAAGGUAAAACACCGCUUUAUACCUAGAAGGAGAAUUUAACCAUGGACAUUGCUUCAGUCACAUUUUUUUCUGGCUACGGUCCUGCUGAACCAAUUUUCUUUAUAGCAUCCACUAAGAUAACUACACCAAGAUACAUAAUUAUUUCCUAUUCCGUC